Messenger RNA from Lathyrus sativus (Indian pea), 1524 nucleotides. The record is from the annotation of a GenBank genome assembly. NCBI's taxonomy places the organism in Eukaryota, Viridiplantae, Streptophyta, Magnoliopsida, Fabales, Fabaceae.
AUGAGACGCCAUGGCUGGCAACGCCCUCUCCACCCUUUACAGUUUGUAGGAAUCGGAAUUUAUAGUUUUCUUCUAGUUUGUUUCUACACCUUCCUCGGACUUUUCCUUGGAAACCGAACCGCAGAGAUAACACUCACCUUCAUAUUUUCCUUCAUGGCAAUUUCGGUUAUGUUUCUGUUUGUGAGGUGUACUGCGAUUGAUCCUACAGACAGAACUAGUUUCAAGAAAAAGAACAAAAAAACCAAAAGGAAUGUAAUUCAGAAGCUCAACUAUGGGUUUAUUAUAGGUCAGAUUGUGGUGAGGUUUUUCAAGAGGGUGGAAAAGAAGGUGCUUAGGACUUUCAUUAAGCGGAAGUACCUUGAUCCGGUGAAGACGAGUGCGCAAGUGGAACCUCUUCUUCCAUUUCCACUGGUUAUGAAAUUUGAUGAUGAUGCUAUUGCUCCAGAUCUUAAAGAGGAUGAUAUCUCUUUUUGCAUACUUUGUGAUUUUGAGGUGAAAAAGCACAGUAAGCACUGCAGAACUUGUAAUCGUUGUGUUGAAGGGUUUGAUCACCAUUGCAGGUGGUUGAAUAACUGUAUUGGGAAAAAGAACUACACGACGUUCUUUCUUCUUAUGAUUUUUGUCUUGCUAAUGCUUAUCAUUGAAGGAGGGACUGCAUUUGCUAUAUUUAUCAGGUGCUUUGUGGAUAAGAGAGGAAUAGAAAAGGAGCUUCAUAGGAAGCUUUUUGUAGAUUUUCCAAGAGGAGUUCUUGCCACCAUAUGUGUAUUUCUUAUGGCAUUGACAGCUUAUAGUUCAGCUGCACUGGGACAGCUUUUCUUCUUUCACGUGCUCCUGAUACGAAAGGGCAUGAGGACCUAUGAUUAUAUUCUUGCUAUGAGAGAAGAGAAUGACGCCAUGGAAUUGGAAUCGUUUGAUGAUUCUGACCUCUCAUCAGAUGACAGUAUUGAUUUUGACUCACCUGAAAAACCGACACUAAUGUCAAGGUUUCUAUGCAAAGGACAGAGCUCGCCCAGGUUGUCCAUCAAGAUUGAAAGAGAUACUGAACCUUCCCCCUUGAUCAAUACAAAAAGGUUUGAUGUAAGCAUUAACCCUUGGAAACUCAUAAAGUUGACCAGUGAAAAAGCUCUAGUCGCAACUGAGAAAGCAAGGGAAAGGCUGGUGCGAGAAAGACCGAAAAGAGAGCAUAGUUCAUUGAGACCUCUUCCAUUGGAGACAAAACGUGGACCAUUGAUGAAUGUAGAUCAAAAUAUAGGCAAUGAGGGAUCUGGGUCAACAUCAACAUCUUUUAUAACAAAAGGGAAACUUCAUGUAUCACCAGUAAGGCUUUCAAGCCCAAGAAGAAGAUUUUCUGCAGGCUCGUCAACGGUGUUCUCUAGCAGCAUGAUAGCAUCACCGCAACAUAAAUACCGAAACAGUUUUGACUUGAAGCUAACAGGCGUGUCUAGAGAGCUUGAAACACAUAUUUCCAAGCAGGUCCUAUGUUCAGUUAUCAGCAAAGAUGGAAGUGAAGUUUCCCCAAGAUAG